This is a messenger RNA of Lymnaea stagnalis (great pond snail), 4155 nucleotides long. The record is from the annotation of a GenBank genome assembly. NCBI's taxonomy places the organism in Eukaryota, Metazoa, Mollusca, Gastropoda, Lymnaeidae.
AGCCUUCACGUGAUUCAUCUAAAAAUAACAGUUUACAACUUGAGUCCAAAUAUAGAUGACUAUCAACACAGUUUCAGCCUGCAUAUAUACCUCUGUAUCUGCCGCUUAACUUAAAGUAGUGGAUAGUGAAUUAUUUUUUUUUUUUUUAUUUAUCCUUUUUUGCCUUAUUUACUUUUAGAAUUCAGCUUCAAGAAAGAAAACAUUUUUUCAAACUACUUAGGACCGACCCAGUGCAGGAACUAAAAAAAAAAAGAAACAGAAAAAGACUGGGUUAAAUUUAAUCAAGGAUUCACCUGACGGGAAACUCCCACAGUGCCAGAUAAUAAAAGCGUUUGAAUACAAGUUACAAGGAAGUCAUAUCAUAACAUUCAUAAGAGACGAGGAACAACGCUGACCCUUAGUUUAACCAAGUAUUUUUUAAUUUCAACAACUUGAAGCACAGAAGCCUACCAUGAGCGGAUACCCAUGUAAGUACAACAUGUGAUAUUGUUUACAUUUAAACUCAGUGAACAUAUUCAAAAGAGGGAUCUUGAUGCCCAUAUGAUUUCGGAUAAACUUUAUAAAAAAUCGGGAUCUUUUCGUAUAACGUUAUAAAUAUGUUUUAUCUUGUACUAGCUCCUUUUUAACUACCUUAAAAACAAAUCAGGUACAGUUUCACUUCGCGUAGCCCCGUCUAUGGAUUGGAGUAUCUAAUUUUUUCACCAAGUCAAAAUAUCUAUUUUUUUUCCCCAUAACAAUUUAUCAUCUCUUAUUUUAUGUAAGAAUUUAAAGCUUGGGAUCGCCCCCCCCCCCCCCCCCCCCCCAAAAAAAAAAACUACUUCAAUGAAAGGCUCUUGUUUCAAUCAAAGCAACAUAAAUAUUUAUAAAUCGCCUCAUCUUCACGAGGCGACGGGGUAGCUAUGGACACAUAAACAUAUGCGAUAAGAUUCUUUAUUGAUCCAAACAAAUGGAAACGUUUUUUGAUUGCAUUGUAAAUUUUCAGCAGUUUUAAAAAACAAUUUGAACACAAGACAUUUUUAAUAAUUUUUUCACUAGCAGCCAUUCAGUGAGUUCUCUUAGCCAUAUCAGGGACUUAUUAGUUCUCAUUAAGAUGUGUGACUUCGUGGGAAGCACGCUGGUAAAUUCUUACAUUCUUUUGGGGAACAAAAGAAUUUUUACAUCUUUCAGUCCUCGCCCUGACGGAAAAGAAUUCGUCCCGAACGGGCCGAUCCUAAGUAUCUGUGAUGAAGAGGGUGGGAUGUAGCAUCAUCCAAAAUGUGUUGAGUUUUUACAAUAACAUCUUUCUUCAAAUAUGCAAUGAAAUAUACAAGUUAAGCUCGACUCCAAGAACUGGCGCCUGCAUAUCGGCCAAGCGUGUUACAGCUUUUAUAAACCGAGUCAUGAGGUCUUGGUGGUUUGCUUUGUUUAAAUCUAGUCUUUGUGUUCAGAUUCAAGCGAAAUGUGUGUGUCUUGUUCAUUGCUAAGUUCGGUCAACUUAACAAGGAAUGUCAUCUCAUGUUUCAGACAACGGCUACCCCUACCCAGCUGGGUCCGUCCCACCCCCAGAAAACAGAGGUAUACCCCCAUACCCUUACCCCCAACCCCCGAACGUCACCUACGUCGUCAACCCCACGCCCGUCCCUCCCCCGCCCACCACCACGAUUGUGUACGAGACCCCAGCACCAGUGUUCAGAGUGAGUCUUCUAUUUUUGUUUAUUAUUACUAUUAUUUUUUUUACACUUAGUUUGCGCUCAUCUUUAUUUAUUUUUUUAAAAAUGAUAAUGAUAUUUAUCUUAAUGAUGAUUUCUGUAUGAAAAUGUAUUAUCAUAGAGGGGCAUGGAAGGGUUAGUGUGUAUAUUUAUGAAUCUGGAGUGGCAGUCUUGGCUGGGUCUCUCGCAGUAGAGACCCCCCCCCCCCUUUGACUGACUUUCUUUUUUUUGUCUUUGGCUUCCUUCAUUGCUCUUUUUGCCAUAGAGGCUCUUUUUCUUUAUGAAUCUGGAGUGGCAGUCUUGGCUGGGUCUCUCGCAGUAGAGCCCCCCCCCCCCUUUGACUGACUUUCUUUUUUUUGUCUUUGGCUUCCUUCAUUGCUCUUCUUGCCAUAGAGGCUCUUUUUCCGCGCGCAUCCUCUAUCGGGUUUCCCCAUAUCCACAGCCAGAAGUGUCAUCAGCGAUGCUCUUCCAUUUUGCCAAAUUUCUCUAACACUCAUCGUAUAUAUUAAAACCACACCGUUUCAGUUUAACAUUAAACUAGUUUCAAAUCCCCACGUACUAAGAACAACACUUAUUUUAUAUUGACUAAGUGUGUGUGUGUGUGUGUUUUUUUUUUUCUCCUCUCCCCAGCCCGGACCAGGUUUGGGUGUCGGUCUCGGCAUCGGUGCUGGACUGGCUCUGGCUGGCAUGGCCAACCAUCACGACCAUCAUUCCCACCAUCACCACUUCAACCCCUUCCACCAUCAUCACGGACACCAUCAUGGACACCACGGCGGACACCAUUAGCUCUGAUGGUCCCGCGCUGGUGUGCUUCAUGUGACGUUUGAAGGACCAGCUCUGCGACCUCAGAAGAAACUUUGUCCUCAAAUUAUUGUUAUCUUUGUGAAGCGAAGAUAAACAAAAAAUCGCUCACCUUGUUAGGAUAUUUAAAUUGAUACAAACAAUCAAUUAAUAAUGAGUAUGAUUAUGAUUUUUUUUUAAAUUAUUAUUAUGAUUAUGAUUGAUUACUGAAAGAUAUUCAAUAUAACAAUCAGUUCUUUUGUCAUAUUUUUAGUUGUUGUUGUUUUAUUUCAACUGUACAUCUUUUCUAAAAUGCUAGCGUUACAGACAUUCAGUUUCGAACCAAUAAUAGUUCAAUUUGUACUUGACCCAUGAUUCACAAACGACCUUGACGGAAUGUGUACAAAAACACUUUGACCUCUCACGCAUGCAAGCACCACUUCCCUCCCCGCCCUUAAGCAUGCACCACAAUUGGUUUCCUGGUUCAGUGUGCAAAAUAUCGCUUUUCAGUUUACGGAUACCUCAAGUGACUUUUCUACCAUAAUGUUUACCUUAAAUCUGCGUCACACUCUGUGCGGACUCUGGACUGCGUCACUCUCUGUAUGGACUCCGGACAGCGUCACUCUCUGUAUGGAAUCCGGACAGCGUCACGCUCUGUACGGACUCCAGACAGCGUCACGCUCUGUACGGACUCCGGACAGCGUCACUCUCUGUACGGACUCCGGACAGCGUCACUCUCUGUACGGACUCCGGACAGCGUCACUCUCUGUACGGACUCCGGACAGCAUCACGCUCUGUACGGACUCCGGACAGCGUCACUCUCUGUACGGACUCCGGACAGCGUCCCUCUCUGUACGGACUCCGGACAGCGUCACUCUCUGUACGGACUCCGGACAGCGUCACUCUCUGUACGGACUCCGGACAGCGUCACGCUCUGUACGGACUCCGGACAGCGUCACGCUCUGUACGGACUCCGGACAGCGUCACUCUCUGUACGGACUCCGGACAGCGUCCCUCUCUGUACGGACUCCGGACAGCGUCACUCUCUGUACGGACUCCGGACAGCGUCACUCUCUGUACGGACUCCGGACAGCGUCACUCUCUGUACGGACUCCGGACAGCGUCACUCUCUGUAUGGACUCCGGACAGUGUCACUCUCUGUACGAACUCCGGACAGCGUCACUCUCAGUACGGACUCCGGACAGCGUCACUCUCAGUACGGACUCCGGACAGCGUCACUCUCUGUACGGACUCCGGAUAUAUUUUCAUGCAGUUGUUUUGACGGAAUUUUAAAAUUAUAACAUUUCAAAAACGAAUUAAAUGGCUUUUUUUCAAAAAAAACUGUAUGAGACUUGCUCUAUAUUAAGACUGGUCGGAUAAACUAGUUAUUAAAAACGACAUUCUCUAUAAAACCAACAAGGGCGUUGAUGCGUAUCACUCUCUUAACAAGGGCUCUAAUCGAACUUUUUGUUGUCUACUGGGGGGGGGGGAAGCAUUAUGAGCUCGCGCUCGACGUCCCACCGACGCCAUUUCCCAAUGAUGACGUUGCCUACAAGACUAUGACUAAAGAAACUGUUUCCAAUUUAAAAGGGUGACUUGGAGUCCCAUUGCCGUGGUGCUUAUGUUGACAGCCUCUCGUGUAUUGCAACUUUACUUUAGACAGCAUUGCACUCAGAAAUAGACAAGA